AUUUGGCCUCGAGCAGUACCCAAGACCUCGAGCGCAGUUUUUCUCAAUACGAACCGACCUAGGCUGGUGGAUAACAUUUUUAUUUUUUUUCUUAAACUUAAAACUUCAUGACAUAUAUAUUACUCACUCCCAUAUUGCUCAUUCGUAAGAAACAAAUUCGUGACCGCAGCCAUGCUAAAUGCAUCUGGGGUUUCAUUUUUGUUGCUAAGAAUAUUUUAGGAGAAACACGAUUCUCUACAAAUGUUCCUUUUUCAUACUGACAAAAUAUCGCCAUAUCAGUUACAAACGCCAGAAAAAAAUUUCGGUUUCCACUUGGUUGGAAAGUGAUUAACGAGUCGAGAUUUGAUUCUGACAGCGAAAUAGGUAUUAAAAAGUUGCCGUGAUUGAAAAAUGAAACAGGUCAUAACUUUUUGUUUAGAAGUUUAAAUUUCCUAUCAAGGUUGUGAUUUCUGCUGAUGAUUUUAGCGCAAAUCCAGAGCCGGAAUAUAGAGCUGAUGCUGCAUUGAGCGGAGCUUCAAAAAAUCCCUCUGAAGAAUAAGACGCAGUUUUAGUUUAAUCGUGUCUGACAUGGAUUCCGAGAGCGGUGAACCACGCUACAAGAACAUAGUUCACUUGUGGGAGUUUCUCUACGAAUUGCUUGCCAGCGGGGACAAGUGCAGCUCAAUCAUAGCUUGGAUCAGAGAGGAACACGGGGAGUUUAAGUUGAAGAACAAAGAAGAAGUCGCAAAGAGGUGGGGCGCGUACAAGAAAAUAAAAGGAAUGAACUACGAGAAACUCAGUCGAGCUCUUCGACAUUACUAUCCAAAAGGAAUUAUUAAAAAGGUUGCAGGCCAGAGAUUGGUGUACAAGUUUAACAAACUGCCAUAUAAGUAUGAACCCGGUGUAACGAGAUCUCUUUACCACGGGAGUAGAAUCAAGGCUUGCAUCCAAGAACCAACGAAAUCUAAAGAAGCCGACCCCACCCCUCCCAAGACGAACACUAACACUUCACUGUCAGCUUUUACUCCAGUCCGCGGACAUCCCAAAAAGAGCUGGUCUUGGCCGCUUCUUUCCACGCCAACGAACCCUUUCGUGUUGUACCCAGGUUCCACACCUAACACGCCUGCAAUAUUUGACAGCUCUAAGACCAUGAUCGUAUUCCCGUUUGGUCCCAGUCCACCCGUGCACCAUCCAUUACAGUUGCAUUUGAAACGGGAACACGAUAAACCUGUUGGUAAAAUGAUAACCUCUGAAGUUACUUCGAUUCCGGUUUCGGUCAUUCAGCGUGUCUAACGCACGCUAAUACCGAGAUUUUGGACACACUUCACAGCUUUUUUUCCCCUAAAAAAACAAAACAGAACUUAGACAAGAUAUUAGAUUAGAGUAUCUUGCCCUAAAGUUGCUUUACCUUAUAACAGUUUAUUCAAUUACUUAUCCUGCUUAUAUAUUCGUUUAGGCUCCUCCACUUUGACGUAGUCCGAACAAUAGAAAAAUUGCCGCUAAGUUUUCCAGCUCGAUGGGAUAACAUCAAGCUGAAAAGAGAAAGUCAUCAUCUCAGAUUAUGCUUCCAAUGCUUUAAGGCUGACCAAUAUUUUAUUCCAAAAGCGCUACGGUUAAAAAGGUAAAUUUUCCCGUAAAAAAAGUAUGUUUUUAGAAAAGAUGUAGAAAAUAUUUUAGAUUUUGCGAUAAAAAGUCUGAAGAUGUAUUUUUUUUUGUAAAACUUAUUUUAAUUUUGCAAGUUAAAAUAUAUUUUUUUUAAACAA
Molecule: messenger RNA, 1742 nt
Organism: Pocillopora damicornis (cauliflower coral)
Lineage: Eukaryota; Metazoa; Cnidaria; Anthozoa; Scleractinia; Pocilloporidae
Biological process (GO): regulation of transcription by RNA polymerase II; cell differentiation
Cellular component (GO): nucleus
Molecular function (GO): sequence-specific DNA binding; DNA-binding transcription factor activity, RNA polymerase II-specific
Source: RefSeq, a predicted model, not a curated record